Staurois parvus is the source of this 414-nucleotide messenger RNA. The record is from the annotation of a GenBank genome assembly. NCBI's taxonomy places the organism in Eukaryota, Metazoa, Chordata, Amphibia, Anura, Ranidae.
AUGUACACACAGACACAUGUACGUACAUACACACACACACACAUGUAUGUACACACAGACACAUGUACGUACACACACACACACACACACACACAGACACAUGUACAGAUACACACACAUGUACACACACACAACACACACACACACAGCCCUAUAAAAAGUUGCAGUACUUCGCUGUUCACUCACAGAGCCAGGUACUGCACGCUAGGGGGAGGCAGAGAGUACAGCACACACUCCUUCCUUUGCUUUCAAUGCGGUCAGCUAUUGAGCAGUCUGACGGCUCCCAGUGCCAGUGACAGAUCUGGCCCUGAGUUCCGAGUCUGCUCAGCAAGAUGGCCCUGGGGACACACUCGCCCCACCAUAAUUUCCACUCGCCAUUGGCAAGCAGGUGAGUGGAAAUUUCAAGGCCUGAUC